GUUUGAUAAUUUUAAUUUUGUUUAUGGUGUGCCGGUUUUAUAAGUAGUUACUAAAUAUUCUUUACUACGGCAACAUGAAGCUGUUAGCACGAUGUGUUCGAUAUUAUUCCACGAAACCACAAUUACCAAAAUGUGAUUUUAAACCUAAACCGUACAAGGGUCUCAGUUACGAUGAAAUGACCAACAUACGAAAGACUUACGUGAAUCCAGCUUUGACGACUUACUAUACUAAACCCCUUGCAUUACAUCAAGGUUACAAACAAUGGCUUUUUGAUAUCGAAGGAAAAAGAUACUUAGAUAUGUAUGGAGGAGUUUGUACUGUUUCUGUUGGACAUUGUCAUCCGAAAAUAACUAGUGCCAUAAAGGAUCAAAUUGAAACAUUGGGACAUUCCACAAAUAUAUAUUAUCAAACUAAGAUUCACGAAUAUGCUAAAAAGUUAGGAGAUAAAUUACCAGGCAACUUGGAAUGUAUAUAUUUUGUAAAUAGUGGUAGUGAAGCUAAUGAUUUAGCAUUGCUAAUGGCUAGAGCUUAUACAGGCAAGUUCGAUGUCAUGUCUCUAAAAAACUGCUACCAUGGAAUGACUUAUCAGGUCAUGGGAAUGACCUCAAAUAAUUAUUAUAAAUAUCCUGUACCAGGAGCUUCUGGAAUGUUUAAGACAAUGAAUCCCGAUAUCUAUCAAGGAAUAUGGGGAGGAAAUAAAUGCCGCGACAGUCUUGUACAAACAGAUAGGCAUUGUGACUGUACUGGAGAAUGUGAAGCAGGUUUAAAAUAUUUAGAACAAUUUGAAUAUGAGUUAAAUCACGAUAUUCCAAAAACUGGGAUAGCAGCUUUUUGGGCCGAAUCUAUUCAAGGACUUGGAGGUGUCGUACAGUAUCCGAAGAAUUUCAUAAAAGGUGUUUAUGAUCGGGUUAGAAGCCAAGGAGGAUUAUAUGUAGCUGAUGAGGUACAAAGUGGAUUCGGUAGAACAGGCGAUUAUUUCUGGGGCUUUGAGAGUCACGGUAUAGUUCCAGAUAUUGUUACUAUGGCAAAGGGUAUUGGCAAUGGAUAUCCCUUAGCAGCAGUAGCCACCACCAAAGAAAUUGCAGCUGCUUUAACCAAAGCUACACACUUCAACACUUUUGGAGGCAAUCCUGUUGCCUGUGCGGUGGGAAUAUCAGUAUUAGAGAUUAUAGAAGAAGAAAAACUACAAGAAAAUUGUAAAAUAGUUGGAACACCUUUAUUACUGGGACUAGAAAAAUUAAAAUCAAAAUUUUCUGUUAUUGGAGAUGUCCGCGGUAAAGGGUUAAUGAUAGGUGUUGAACUAGUGGAAGACAGAGAAAGUAAAAAACCUUUAGACCCUAAGAAAGUUAUGACAUUUUGGGAAAAGUGUUUAGACCUUGGUUUAAUUAUUGGAAAGGGGGGCCUACAUGGAAAUAUAUUAAGGAUCAAACCGCCAAUGUGUGUUACUAAAGAAGAUGCACAAUUUACACUUGAAGUUAUUGAAGUUGCUUUGAAAGACGUAUAAAUCAUAUAAAUGCUUUGCUGUUAUUUUACAUGUUAAAUGUUUGUGGAAAUUCGUUAUUUAUUUGGUGUAACUAUUAAAAGUAUACAUGUGUUUUUCGAAGUACUUAUUUUAAUAAUGUCUAGGUAUCAAUUUAGUGGAAACAAAUUAUAAUAAAC
Messenger RNA from Diabrotica balteata, 1660 nucleotides. The record is from the annotation of a GenBank genome assembly. Lineage: Eukaryota; Metazoa; Arthropoda; Insecta; Coleoptera; Chrysomelidae.